Messenger RNA from Stylophora pistillata, 156 nucleotides. RefSeq lists its product as uncharacterized. NCBI's taxonomy places the organism in Eukaryota, Metazoa, Cnidaria, Anthozoa, Scleractinia, Pocilloporidae. The record is from RefSeq and is a predicted model, not a curated record.
AUGGGAACACAAGUGCCCGUUUUCCCAUUUUGUCCAGUAGUGGCCGUUUUGUCACUUUGUCCACUAGUGGCCGUUCUCCCAUUUUGUCCUCUUCUGGCCGUUUUGCCAUUUUGUCCACCACUUUGUCCACUAGUGGUCGCUUUGCCAUUUUGUCCA